Messenger RNA from Manduca sexta (tobacco hornworm), 2369 nucleotides. RefSeq names its product cGMP-dependent 3',5'-cyclic phosphodiesterase-like. Gene Ontology annotation, molecular function: 3',5'-cGMP-stimulated cyclic-nucleotide phosphodiesterase activity; 3',5'-cyclic-GMP phosphodiesterase activity; 3',5'-cyclic-AMP phosphodiesterase activity. Gene Ontology annotation, cellular component: nucleus; mitochondrial inner membrane; mitochondrial outer membrane. Gene Ontology annotation, biological process: negative regulation of receptor guanylyl cyclase signaling pathway; regulation of mitochondrion organization; positive regulation of gene expression. The record is from RefSeq and is a predicted model, not a curated record. Lineage: Eukaryota; Metazoa; Arthropoda; Insecta; Lepidoptera; Sphingidae.
CCUCGUCGAUUUUUUGGUCUCUUCCUCUUGUCAAUAUCAAGUUCAUCAAAGUAAUUUUUUAUCUCUGAGCUUUUGUUAAAAGGGAUUUAAACAUUUUUUACAUUUAUUUAACUAGCUUUAUUAGCAUGGCUAGUCAGAAAAAGUAUAGAAGAAAAAGUAUACAAAGAAGUGAUCCUGGCAAAAUUUUAGAUUUAAUAAUGAGUCUCGGCGACGAAUUUUGCUAUCAAUUACAAGUGAAAAUAAAUACUUACCUCUGUGAAGAAUGUGAAGCUGAAUUGGUGCUUCAGAUUAUAGUUAACGGAGAACGUAUGGAGGCAUCUAUAGAAGCUGUGGGCACUGCUACGCUACCGAGAAAAAUUAAAAUCAAUAUGUCACCGAAACUGUGCGAAACACUCAAAACAACUAUGGAACAGUCGGAUCUUCUUACGAAUUUUGAACCUGAUUUUCAAGCUAUUGUUAUGCCUUUUGUGUCAAAAGAUAAUAUGAAGAAACGCAUAGUCAUGUUCCCAGUGAUGGACAAGCCAUUUGCAGUGAUAGUUUGUGUUGUCGCGCCGAAGAUCCUUGAGGAACAUGUUCCUGUUGUGAUACACGAGUGUUUUCUAUUUUCAUGGCCCACCCUGAAGAAAGCCAUAUGUUUUGAAUACGAAUGCACCUUGAAACAGAAAUGUCAACAGCUUUUGCGAGUCGCGCGGAGACUGUUUACUCAGGUAGCAUCUUUAGAGACUCUCCUGCAAAUAGCGAUGGAUCAAGCGAAGCAACUCACCAGAGCGGAGCACUGCUCAGUGUUGUUGGUCGACGUCGAGAAAAUGGAAUUGGUUGAUUCUUCAUCGGCGUUUAGAGAGGACAAGGAGACUGAACGACGCUUUCCGAUUAACUUGGGUAUAGCCGGUCAAGUGAUUAAGACUGGCACUCUCAUCAACGCUAAGAAGCCUAAAGAUCAUCCCCAAUUUGACUCGAGCAUCGAUGGCUUGCCCGGCGUCGAUAGCAAAACCAUCCUCUGCUUCCCAAUUAGGGAACAAACAGGCAUCAUAGGGGUGGGCCAGCUAAUCAACAAGGUAGGAGAUCCGUACUUUGACGGAAUGGACGAAGAAAUGGCGCUCGCCUUCAGCAUCUAUUGUGGCGUGUGCAUUAUACAUUCGGUUGUGUAUCAGAAGAUACAAGAAGCUCAUAUCAGAAACACUCUUGCCAAUGAGCUAGUCAUGUAUCAUAUGAAGGUGGGUGACGCAGAAGUGGUUCGAAUGUUGGAGUGUUCAGGGUUCCAUAACCACCCUCACGUGACCAGUCUGCACUUCAACCCGAGGGCUCUGCCAUUGCGAGAGUUGCCUUGUUAUGUGAUGAAGAUGUUCUAUGAUUUAGGGUUUGAAACAAAAUACAAAAUUAAACAACAAAAAUUAGCCCGUUUCAUCCUGUAUGUGAAGAAGGGCUACCGCGACGUUCCGUACCACAACUGGAUGCAUGCGUUUAACGUGGCGCAGUGGGCGUACGCAGCGCUCACCAACUACAAACUCAUACAGCAGGGAUAUUUCAAUGAAUUGCAAGGUUUCAUGUAUUUAGUGGCGGGGUUGAUGCACGACUUGGAUCACCGCGGAACAACCAACAGCUUCCACAUUCAUGGACAAACGACCCUAGCCGCGUUAUACUCCAGUGAAGGCAGUGUAAUGGAGCGUCAUCACCUCGCGCAAGCUAUGUGCAUUCUUAACACGGAGGGGUGCGACAUUCUGGAGGCAUUGCCGCGGAGGGAAUAUGAUCGGGCCAUCAUGCUCCUCAGGGAUUACAUUCUGGCUUCCGAUCUGGCUAAUUAUUUCAAGAACCUGAACGAGUUUAAAUCAAUAUCUCAAGAUUACCAGAAAGGCAAUCGGAUGCAUAGCGCGUGUCUUCAGGCGCUGCUCAUGAACGCCGCAGACCUCAGCGAUCAGCUCAAAGACUGGAACAGCGUCAAGAAGACCGCGGCUGCAGUAUUAACGGAGUUCUUCAAGCAAGGCGACGUGGAGAAGAGUCGCGACCUUCCACCUCUCAUGAUGGACCGGGACAAGUGCUUCAUACCAGAACUCGAAAUCCAGUUCCUGCAGAUGACCUGCGUGCCGCUUUUUGAUAAUUUGGGAAGGAUAAUUCCAAAGGCAACGGCGUGUGUGAAGAUCAUAGAGAAUCACAUCGAGAGAUGGGACGCUGCUAAGCCAGUUUUUGCGGAAGUGCCGGCGACUGCAGGGCUAGCCGUUUUACUGAGUCCAGAGUUAGAUAACCUCAUAGAGUUAAACCUCAAGGAGAAAGAACGUUUGCGAGUAGAGGGAGAAGUUGGCGAGGAAGCAACUUAGAAUAUAAUAAUGAAGUUAGUAAACAAUUAUUUAAAUUUCGAAAAGUGUUAAAUUAUG